Messenger RNA from Acromyrmex echinatior (Panamanian leafcutter ant), 1142 nucleotides. RefSeq lists its product as uncharacterized. Gene Ontology annotation, cellular component: plasma membrane. The record is from RefSeq and is a predicted model, not a curated record. Gene Ontology annotation, molecular function: olfactory receptor activity; odorant binding. Gene Ontology annotation, biological process: detection of chemical stimulus involved in sensory perception of smell; sensory perception of smell. Lineage: Eukaryota; Metazoa; Arthropoda; Insecta; Hymenoptera; Formicidae.
UCAUUUGUACGUGGGCGAUGGUAGCUAGUGGCCUAACAAUUGUAAGCCGAAGUACAUUAACGGACAAAAUACAAUUUAUGGCUCUAUGUAUAUCUGCACUUAUGGAAGUUUAUGCAUGUACUUGGCCAUCCGAUUAUUUAAAAGAUACGAGUACCAAUGUUGCGCAAGCAAUUUACGAAUCGUUGUGGUACAAUCAUGACAAGAUUUUUCAAAAAAAUUUAAAUUUUGUCUUGCUAAGGAGUCAAACACCAACAACCGUCUCUGUUUCUAUCCUUCCAGCUUUAUCGUUACAAUUUUAUGCAUCGAAUGUUACUUUCGAAAUGAUACAGUUUUGCGAUUUGAUGAAAUUACAUGAAGAAAUUGUGAUUCAACGAUACAUUGACAAAUGUAUUAUAUUUCAUGGUACAUCUAUAUUUAUUUUCUACUGGCUUACGUUCACAGCUAUCACAGUGAUGCCUACUUUAGAGCAUCAACCAUUUCCAACAGCUGCCGAAUAUCCAUUUGAUGUAUCUUAUCAACCGUUAAAAGCAAUAAUUUUCAUACAACAAUCUAUCGCCGGAAUAAUAGUAGCAGGACAACUAUGCGUAAAUGUUUACAUGGCUCUGUUGCUGUGGUUUGCAUCAGCAAGAUUUGAGAUGCUGACUAAAGAAUUAGAAAAAACUACAAAUGUCUAUCAGUUGUUCAAAUGUAUUAAAAAACAUCAAAAAUUACUCAAGUACGCAAAGGAAGUUACAAUUUGUGUUGGUCCUUUCGCAUUUAUAACUAUAUGUUGUAGCUCGGUUGGCUUAAUAGUAAUAUUUCUUUUGUUCAUUAGUCAUCAACCUAUAUUGUUAAUAUUCCAGUUUUUUGGAAUGAGUAUAAUAGGUAUAUCAGAAGUAUUUAUGUAUACAUGGCCAGCAGAACAUUUGAUGUAUACGAGCAAAUAUGUCGCAGAAACAGCAUUUCAUAUGCUCGAAAACAAUCAUUUAAUUAAAAUGUGGAAAUGUCUACAAAUUAUUAUAAUGAGAAGUCAAAAACCAGUAACGGUUUCAAUACCUUGCUUUCUGCCCAUAUUGUCCCUUAAUUAUUUUACAUCGUAUCUUUCAACUAUACUCUCCUAUUUCACUUCACUGCGAGUAAUGAUGGACAAUGAUAACAAUUAA